AGGCAGGUCAGAUAGGAAGAAGGUAGAGAGAGGAGAGGAUCAGUUGAAGCACCUCCGGGCUACGGCCCUUCACCACCACCACCACCACCACUACCACCAUCACUAUUACCAACUCAAGGGAACCAAUAGUGAAAUAACUUAACGAACAGAUACAAGAGGAGGUAUUAACGGAAAGUACAAGAGAUAUAUAGUACUCUGUUACGUAACCACAAGAGUUCUCGAAUUUUCUGGCUGGUUUUUGGAAGUUUCGUUGGUUUGUGAGUUUGAAGGAAGAAAGGAAGGAAAAACUCUGAAGAUGGAAGCUUUAGCCAAGUCUCUUAUUACACUCCCGCGCAUGGCAUCUAUGUCGUGCGGGUACUGUUGCCAGCACAUCGCGCACUCCAGCAGCAAUACCCCGACAACCCAAUACGCUUGUCCCAGCACCCACCACGCCCUGCCGCCCACGCCUACCACCACACCACCGCGCAAGAUCAACCGCCGUACUGAACUCGACUUUGAGGAGCUGAGGGCGCUUCAAGUGGCGGGGGAUAUCGCUCUUAUUGACGUCAGGGAUUCGACGGAGAGGGAAAAUUAUGGUGGCAUUCCUGGCUCGCUCAACAUCCCGCUGUGCAAGAUCAAGGUGGCCCUGCAGCUGUCAGAGGAAGACUGGAUCAGGGAGUUCAACAUGGAGAAACCAGACUUGCAGGACAGGAACCUCGUCUUUUACGCCCGCGGCCCCAAUGCCUCUAGCGCGGCUGUGGAGAUUGCACACAGGCUGGGCUACAAGAGGUCAAGACACUACACGGGAGGCUGGGAGGACUACUGCCAGAAGACCGGCCUGCCCCUUAAGAAGUCUCAGGAUAAGGGCUUCGUCAACUACUACACCAACAACUUCGACCAGUACUUCUUGUAAACGCCUGGUGGGGACUCAACUUGCUUACCAUCUCUGCACCACCACCACCACCACCUGUACUACUAGCACUAAACUAAUAGGAGUUGUACUAUGAGAGCCAAGGGUUGUAUUGGGUAGUACAUACAUGCAUGAUGGGAGCACUGUACUGUUUUCUCAUGACUUAAAGUAGCAAAUGGUGGUUGUUGAGGGGUUUGUAAGGAGGUUGUACUGUGGAUUAGUAAAGAAGAGGAGGAGGAGGAGGGACAAUGAUGAGAUGUGAUUGAGUAAAGGAGGAAGAGGAGGAGAAAUAACAUGAUUGUAAGGAAGGAGAAAGAAGGAGGAUAGGAGUAAUAAGUAAGAAUGAUUAAGGAGAAAAGUUGAGGAGGAGGAGGAGGAGUAAUAAUGGUAAUAAUGAUGCAAGGAGAAAGGAGGUGGAGGAGUAAUGAAUAACAAUGAUUAAGAGGAAAACCAGAGGAGAAGUAGUAAUGUACUAUGAUUUUUUUCUUGAGUAAUGACAAAACAAACUUUCACGUUGCCAUUUGUUACGCAUAAUGUUAGUUACUUAGUGUUCAUGUCUUGAGUUGUGAGGCUCAAGGGCCGCCCACCGCCACCAGGGAGAGGUUGAUACAGUGUUACCAAUUGAGUGAUAAUCAGGUGUGACCAAUACUGCAUCAGAUUGCUUGAUUGUGAAGACCAGUGUUAGUGACCAUAUAAACACACACACACACACACACACACACACACACACACACACACACACACACACACACACACACACACACACACACACACACACACACACACACACACACACACACACACACACACCAUGACUAGGUAAAUACACACUCAUACAACAAAACAACAACUAGGUACGUAAAUAUACACGCACAGACAAACACAACUAGAUACACACACACACACACACACACACACACACACACACACACACACACACAAGAGGUCUAUGUAGGUCAGCCAGUGAGUGUGCGUACAAGAAUACAAGGCAGAAAAUGCAAGUGUUAGUUGGUGAAUUAGCAAUGAAUAUAGCAUGAAUGUAGGUCAGCAUGAUAGCAAUUAGUUGUGAUGGUUUAAACAGGGCAGCUAAUUCCAUGAGAUUUUGGGGGAAGGGGACAGAAGGGUCAUGGGAGGUAGCAAGUCAAGAGAGAAGAUACACUGGGUUAAGGAACAUGGUAUUGAGAGGCAAAGUUCAGGUGUGAUUGGUGAGGGGCAGAGCUGAGGAGGUCACUAGAGGGAGCUGCCCUGUAGGUUUGCUGAGGUAGGUAAUGGUAGGAAGGUUAAAUAGUGUUGUGGGUGGUCAUAGGUACUCUUGUUAUGGGACACACAGGUAUUCCUGUUAAGGGACAGUUUGGCACCUAUGCAGACCUCUUGAAACACAGAUACCGUGAAACACAGAUACAUCCCUAUACAAAUCAAGUACAUACAUACUCAGACAUGCACGUCCUCAGACAAGUCAAGUAUACACACACACACACACACACACACACACACACACACACACACACACACACACACACACACACACACACACACACACACACACACACACACACACACACACACACACACACACCGCCCAGACAAGUCAAGUAGCUUAUCUUCACAGGUAUCCACAGGUGGUGAUGGCUUCAAGUUUCCGUCACCUUAGAUGGAAAGGUGUUGCCAUCACUGGCCAGCAAACUCCCGACAACACUCCACCACACCAUCAGUCCCUCACUUACACAAUCAGACGCAUCCACACUUCACAUAACAUUAGAAGCCUUUAAGUUUCCACAAAAUUAACAUUGAUGGAAGCUGGACUUCAUCAAUAUAAAAAAAGAAAAAUAUAUAAAAAAAAAAGCAAAAUGAAGUAUCAAGGAAAAACCUUUUAUACUUUCUUAUCAAUAAUUAUUAGUUCAGAAUUUUGAGCUGAGGCCUGAUUUUUUUUUUUCAUAUAUAUCAAUUCAGGAUGUGGUUCAAUGCAACAACAGUAGUGUGUAGGUUGUUACUUAGAUAUUCAUAGUGUUUACCUUGUAGUGUGUGUGUGCCCCAAGCCCUCGGUCUGAUUGGAGGAACUGAGAGAGAGAUAUAUAGAUAGGAAGAGGAACAGUUUAGCAGUGCAGGUAAGAGUGAAAGAACUGUGUGAAUGUGGAGCUUGGUAAUUGAGAGAGAGUGAGUGAACGAGUGAGAGAAAAACUUAACAUUGUGUGGAUGUUGAUUAGAAGAGUGUAUGAGUGAGAGAGCUUAUUGAUUGGGUGUGUGUGUGUGUGUGUGUGUGAGAACAGUGUAUUAAUGUUUGAUUGGGAGAUUGUAAGUGAGUGAAUAGUGUAUCAGUGUGUGGGGUUUGAUGACCGAGUGAAUGAACGAGUGAGAAAAAUUAUCACAGUGUGGGGUUCGGUGAUUGGGAUGAUCGGUAGGAAACUUAAAAAAAAAACAAGGUUGUCUUAGGAUGCAGUGUGAGGAUGUGAUGUCCGCACUGCCACAGAACUCCCACAGCAUCGUAGGUUCCAUGUAUUUUUGAUACUGGUGCUUAAGGGCAAUAGUCUAGCACAUAAGUGAGACUGUGUUAACCCAUUACUGAACUAGGAUGAAGGCUGUGGUGAUUGGCUGAUGAUGAUUAUGAUUGUUUAUUGUCCAUACGUACAAAGUAUAUAAGGAAAAUUAAAAAAAUAAGUGAAGGUGCAAGUAUAUUGUGAGUCUUUUUAGGAAACAUUGCUGUGGGUGUUCUGUGGUUACUCUUAGGUAAACAAAAGUGAUAUGCAAAUGUGACAAGGAAUGACGAGGAAUCUCUUUUCAGCUUAACGUGUCAUGUUCUUAGUAGACUGUUAUCCUUGUCCUGUCAGUCUGUCAGUCAGUCAGUCAUUCAGUCAAGUAGGCAGAUUCACUUAAUUCAGAUCAUGGAAUGCAUUUUGAUGGUAGCCAGUUUUAUGAGCCGAGCCAAAAGAAGUAGAUGGCUCGCGUCUCCUUAUGUUUAUUCUUUAAGUUUAUGGUUGAGUGAGACAGAGAGCGCUGGCACCCACAGACCACUUGGUAUUUGUUUUGAGUGCCCUGUGGGAGUCUCCAUUCUCUGGCGCUGGCUGGCUGUGGAGUCUGGCCUAGAAAUAAUUAGUGGGCCGGACUGCACUGCUAGACAUAUCCUGGAGUGGGAGUCAACACUGCAGCCCUGGUGCCUCGCUGCCCUGCCGUUGCUAUGUGAAAGGAUGUGCUCAUUCUGUUUUGUUCUUUUAUCGCAGUGAGGCACCAAGGAAGGUUGGUUGUUGUCUUGGUGAUGGAUCCUGGCUACUUAAUAAAUGUUCAAGUAUU
Scylla paramamosain (green mud crab) is the source of this 4174-nucleotide messenger RNA. Its product is annotated as thiosulfate:glutathione sulfurtransferase-like. The transcript has 4 exons. The record is from RefSeq and is a predicted model, not a curated record. Lineage: Eukaryota; Metazoa; Arthropoda; Malacostraca; Decapoda; Portunidae. Bases 296 to 892 code for a protein of 198 amino acids.